Messenger RNA from Dreissena polymorpha, 432 nucleotides. RefSeq names its product kielin/chordin-like protein. Gene Ontology annotation, molecular function: peptidase inhibitor activity. The record is from RefSeq and is a predicted model, not a curated record. Gene Ontology annotation, biological process: negative regulation of BMP signaling pathway. The transcript has 4 exons. NCBI's taxonomy places the organism in Eukaryota, Metazoa, Mollusca, Bivalvia, Myida, Dreissenidae. Gene Ontology annotation, cellular component: AMPA glutamate receptor complex. The coding region runs from base 1 to 432 and encodes 143 amino acids.
AUGGAAUCAUUUCUCGUGGGUCUCAUGAUGCUAUCAGUAGUCAUUUCGGCAAAAGCGGAAGAAAUUUGCGAGUAUAACGGAAACCAAUACAAUGCCGGCGACAGCUUCAUGAAUGCCGACGGCUGUAACACAUGCGUGUGUGGGAAAAACGGGAUUGCGGCGUGCACAAUGAAGUUAUGGUCUUGUAAUGGCCGUCUGAAGAAAUACCCUAACGGCUCAGUAUUCCUGGACCAAGACUGCAACAAGUGCCAUUGUAUAAAUGGAAACAUAAUUUGCACGAUCAUGGAUGGAUGUGAGGUGACUCCGGGAGUGUGCCGAUUCAACGGUAACACAUUCCAUGUCGGCGAAAGAAUCGGGCAUCCGGACGACUGCAUCACAUGCAAAUGUGAAGAGGACGGCAAUUUGCUCUGCACCUUGAGCUGUGACCUGUGA